Messenger RNA from Linum trigynum, 2643 nucleotides. Lineage: Eukaryota; Viridiplantae; Streptophyta; Magnoliopsida; Malpighiales; Linaceae. The record is from the annotation of a GenBank genome assembly.
AUGGGUUCCAAGCCGUGGUUAUACCCGGCUCCUGCCUAUCGUUCCCUGGAAACCUACUGGGACACCGACGACGACGCCCCUGGUCCCCGAUGUGGCCAUACCUUGACCGCCGUCGCAGCUACCAAGACUCAUGGCCCUCGCCUCAUCCUAUUCGGGGGUGCUACCGCCAUUGAAGGCGGCGCCUCCUCCUCCGCACCUGGCAUCAGAUUGGCUGGAGUAACCAAUUCAAUUCACUCAUACGACGUUCUCACUAGAAAAUGGAUUAGACUACGACCAGCUGGGGAUCCACCUUCUCCCAGAGCCGCACACGCUGCUGCGGCUGUUGGUACUAUGGUUGUCUUUCAGGGUGGCAUUGGUCCUGCUGGGCAUUCCACUGAUGAUCUCUAUGUACUUGACUUGACCAAUGACAAGUAUAAAUGGCAUCGAGUUGUUGUACAAGGGCAGGGUCCGGGACCUCGAUAUGGCCAUGUAAUGGAUUUGGUUGGUCAAAGAUACCUAGUUACCGUCAGUGGCAAUGAUGGCAAAAGAGUUCUAUCUGAUGCUUGGACUUUGGAUACUGCUCAGAAACCAUAUGCGUGGCAGAGGCUGAAUCCUGAAGGUGAUAGACCUUCUGCUAGAAUGUAUGCAACAGCCAGUGCUCGUUCAGAUGGCAUGUUUUUGCUUUGUGGCGGCCGAGACAGCUCUGGCGUGCCUCUUGGGGAUGCAUAUGGACUUCUAAUGCAUAGAAAUGGUCAGUGGGAGUGGACCCUGGCUCCUGGAGUGUCUCCUUCACCUAGGUAUCAACAUGCUGCAGUUUUUGUUGGCGCUCGCUUGCAUGUAACAGGAGGUGUUUUAAGAGGAGGACGUGCUGUGGAAGGGGAAGCAGCUAUUGCAGUCCUGGACACUGCUGCUGGUGUUUGGCUGGAUAGGAACGGGCUCGUAACUUCAUCAAAAAGUGGCAGGGGACUGGCUGAAUAUGAUCCUUCUUUGGAGCUAAUGCGGCGUUGCCGUCAUGCAGCUGCUUCUGUGGGUGUUCGUUUAUACAUUUAUGGUGGUCUGAAAGGAGAUCUGCUUCUGGGCGACUUCUUGGUCGCAGAAAAUUCUUCCCUUCAGCCUGAUGGCACUUCUCCUAUAUUAACCUCUGAGAAGGCUUCCCCUGUAACGAGCCCCAAAGUAAAUCGCACUAGCCUUGGUUCUCAUGACGAUGAAGCAGAGAGCCCUUCUUUUGGCAGUGUCAGCCUGGAUAAAAACUCAAUGGAGAAACUGAGGGAGGCCUCAGCAGCUGAAGCCCAAGCGGCUAGUGCUGUAUGGCAAGCUGCUCAGGCAGCUGUUAAUUCAGCUGAGGAAACUUCAUUGUUUGAUGACAAUUCACAGGCAGCCGAGGCAACUUCGGAUGGUAGUGAUGUGGAGGCUGAUGUUCGCCUUCAUCCUAGAGCUGUUGUAGUUGCUAAAGAGGCUGUAGGCAACUUGGGUGGCAUGGUGAGGCAGUUAUCAUUGGAUCAAUUUGAAAAUGAAAGCAGAAGGAUGGUUCCAACUACUAGUGAUACACCAAAUCCUGCCAAAAGGUUCAUGAGGCAGAGGUCUCCUCAGGGUUUGCACAAAAAGGUUAUAUCUACAUUGCUUAGGCCUCGGAACUGGAAAGCUCCGACAAAUAGGCGGUUUUUUAUGGAUUCCUAUGAAAUCGGUGAACUUUGUUAUGCUGCUGAGCAGAUAUUUAUGCACGAACCCACAGUUCUUCAGUUGAAAGCUCCAGUGAAGGUGUUUGGUGACCUCCACGGACAAUUUGGUGAUUUGAUGCGUCUCUUUGAUGAAUAUGGUUUUCCUUCCACAGCUGGGGACAUUACGUAUAUUGACUACUUAUUUCUCGGGGACUAUGUUGACCGCGGACAGCACAGUUUGGAGACUAUAACUUUGCUGCUUGCUCUUAAGAUUGAGUAUCCUGAAAAUGUUCACCUAAUACGAGGAAACCAUGAAGCUGCCGACAUCAAUGCACUCUUUGGUUUUCGCAUUGAAUGCAUCGAGAGAAUGGGAGAGAGUGAUGGGAUAUGGGCAUGGACACGGUUCAAUCAACUUUUCAACUAUCUUCCGCUUGCUGCGCUUAUCGAGAAGAAAAUUAUUUGUAUGCAUGGGGGAAUUGGUAGAUCUAUUAGUUCGGUGGAACAGAUAGAGAAACUUGAGAGGCCCAUAACCAUGGAUGCGGGUUCCAUAAUACUGAUGGAUCUUCUAUGGUCUGAUCCUACUGAGAAUGAUAGCAUCGAAGGCUUGAGGCCUAAUGCCAGAGGCCCUGGUCUGGUCACCUUUGGGCCAGACCGUGUAUCAGAUUUUUGCAAGAAGAACAAGUUACAGCUGAUCAUAAGAGCACACGAGUGUGUUAUGGAUGGUUUUGAACGGUUUGCUCAAGGACAGUUGAUUACCCUUUUUUCAGCUACAAACUAUUGCGGAACUGCAAACAAUGCAGGAGCCAUACUAGUUGUUGGACGUGGAUUGGUUGUUGUGCCAAAGUUAAUCCACCCAUUGCCGCCACCUCUUCAAUCCCCUGAAACAUCUCCGGAGCGCAUUACUGAUGAGACAUGGAUGCAAGAACUUAACAUACAGAGACCGCCAACCCCGACGCGUGGUCGCCCACAACCUGAUCUUGACAGGAACUCGCUUGCGUAUAUAUGA